Molecule: messenger RNA, 216 nt
Organism: Haemonchus placei
Lineage: Eukaryota; Metazoa; Nematoda; Chromadorea; Rhabditida; Trichostrongylidae
Source: the annotation of a GenBank genome assembly
AUGACAUCAGUACAAGAGAGUGUCCCGGAUAUCGAAAUGGAAGGCUUCAACGAAAGUUUUGACAACUGGCUGCUCGGCAGCGACGAUGAUGCUGCAGGUGGUUUAGACGGCGACGAUAUGGUACCUGCGGUUGUUCUUGACACUGACAAUUCUGACACCGAAAUCUCAAAUGACGACUACGAUAGGAGCAGAGAACAUUGGGUGAACGAUGCUUGA